UUUCCUGAAUCAAAUGGGACUUAUAUGGAUGACACAGGUAAAGUGCUAACGCUGAAUAAGAUAAAGUUUAACAAAACCAUAACUUUUCAUUGUCAUAUUGGAUAUAAUUUAACGUCUGGGACAUCAAAAAGGCGCUGUCAUGAUAUUGGAACAUGGAGUGGAACAAAACCAAAAUGCUCGCCUAUAACGUGUACUAAACCAAAAGAGACACCCUGUGGAUACUAUUCUUCAAACAUAACGACAUCGGAGGUUCCUGCUGUAGAAUUCUCGUAUAACACUACACUACUUUUUGUCUGCAAUAAUUCCAAAUAUUCUUGCCUAAACAAGACACAAGAUAUAAGAUGUUCGGAAAAUGGUGUAUGGUCUGAUAACAAACAUUUAUGUGGUGUACUUAAAGACAUCAAACAAGAGCAAACUGGGGAAAACGACGCCGAAAAUACGAAUUCAGAUGCAUUAAUAGGUGCCAUUUGUGGUGUAGUCUUUAUCAUAGGAUCUGGAGUCUUUGUCACAUUUAUCAUUUUGAAAAGGCGAAAUAUUUUUAGGCGAAAAAAAUCUGACGAUGAAAGGCAGUCAUUUAGAAGUUCUCUUACACAUGCAACUGACCUGGAAAUAUUCAUUGAUGGCCAGGAAACGAAUAUUGUUACAGAACGUACACAGAUAGGAAUGGCAGAUACAUCAAGGAACACAAAUAGAGUAUAUAUCAAUACAACAGUUGGAGAUUCCGGCAACCAAACCUACUAUGACUUUAGGAACUCCGAAUCUUUGCCUAAAACAGCAAUAAAAAUAGAUGAUCUUCAAGAUGUUGUGUUUAAUGGAAAUAAUGGGAAUAAAAUAUUUGAAACUCAGUUUAAGGCUCUACCACAAGGUAUGGUUGAAAACUUUUCUGAAGCUGUCAAGUUAGAAAACAAAGGGAAGAAUAGAUAUACGAGACUUUAUGCUUAUGAUGACACACGAGUUGUUCUAAACACAGAUGAGGAUUCAAGCACGGAUUAUAUUAACGCAUGUUAUGUACAUGGUUUCAAUAAAUCAAGAAAAUAUAUAGCGACGCAAGGACCAACAAAGAACACUGUGGCGGACUUCUGGUGGAUGGUUUGGCAGGAGGACACCAGCAAAAUUGUAAUGCUGACAAACUUAAUAGAAGAGGGAAAGAAUAAGUGCAUAAAGUACUGGCCUGAUGACAUGGAGGAAUCUUUUGGAAGUUUGAAGAUUUGCCUUAAAAAGGUGGAAACACACUCCCAGUUUGAUAUAAGGACUCUAUCGGUUAAAAAGGUAAUGUCAAGCUAUAAUAAUAAUUUGAACAGCUUAUUUAAUAAUAUUGAAUGUUUGGAGCGAAUCCCCGCUGAAAAGAUGGUAACUCAGUUUCAUUUUACGGUAUGGCCUGACAAAGGUAUUCCAAGAUAUGCAUCUGCACUAGUUCACUUUUUGAAAAAGGUGAACAAUGCUCCUACUCACGGUAGUGGUCCGAUUAUUGUACAUUGCAGUGCUGGAGUGGGAAGAACUGGAACCUAUAUCGCCCUAGACUAUCUGACAGACCAGGGGAAAACACUUGGAUACGUAGAUGUUGCUGGGUGUGUUGAUUCUCUAAGAAGGCAGAGAGUUAGUCUUGUGCAAACAUUGAUAACGCGUUUGCCAAUGUGUCUUGAGGAUUUUAUGCCGUUCGUAACAAGAGAUGAUGGGAAACCUGUCUAUAUCAAUGCCGUGUUCUUGCCGAGUUACAACGAGAAGAAUGCAUUUAUCAUAACACAAUCGCCUUUGAAAAGUACACGAGAAGAAUUCUGGAUGCUUGCCUGGGAACAAGAAGUUCACACAAUUGUCAUGUUGAACAGCACUGAUGAGAUAGAGAAUGACGAGAAAUAUUGGCCUGAGGGGAAAACAACUGUUUUCGGAAACAUUCAUGUUUCAAAAGAAUCAACUGAUACGGCCAGUAAUCAUAUCGUUUUGACGCUGUCCCUGAAGAAAAAUGACACGACACGGCGUAUCAAACAAAUACGAUGUGGAGGGUGGAGAAAAGGCAAUGUAUUACCUGAUUCGCCAGACACUAUAUUGUCCUUGCUAGAAACCGUGCGGGCAUGGCAACAACAAACGGGAAAUCAUAAAAUUCUUGUUCACUGCAUGAAUGGAGCAGAUAGAAGUGGUUUAUUUUGUGUCAUAUCAUCAGUCAUAGAACGUAUGAAGAUUGAACAAGAUGUUGCUAUAGCGUCUGUUGUAGAAGAAAUGAGAAACGCUAGGGAACAAAUUAUUCCCUGUUUAGAACAAUAUCAGUUUUGCCAUGAAGUGGUUCUUAACUUCAUACAACAGUACGACACAUAUUCAAACUUUCGAAGUUAAUGGACUUACAAACAUUCAUGACCAAACCAAUAAAAACCACAAUGCAACUCUCCGGUGCUUCAAAUGUGCUGUAGUUUGUGUCAUCAGAUGUUAUUAUGUUUCUUUUUGAUGAAUUUGAUGAAUAGAAUUUCGCUUCAUAAAUAUAAAUAUUCAUUUUAUAUCACAUUUGUGUUUAUUAUAAACAAUAUAGUAAAG
This is a messenger RNA of Ruditapes philippinarum (Manila clam), 2523 nucleotides long. RefSeq names its product receptor-type tyrosine-protein phosphatase alpha-like. Gene Ontology annotation, molecular function: protein tyrosine phosphatase activity. The coding region runs from base 25 to 2328 and encodes 767 amino acids. Gene Ontology annotation, biological process: protein dephosphorylation. The transcript has 18 exons. The record is from RefSeq and is a predicted model, not a curated record. NCBI's taxonomy places the organism in Eukaryota, Metazoa, Mollusca, Bivalvia, Venerida, Veneridae.